AUGUUGUUCUCUUCACACUCUUCAGGGGCAAACGGGCAGGCAAUGGCCGGUUCGCUGAGGCAAAUCUCCCAACACAAGCGUGAGAGGCUUACCACCAAGGUGUUGCCACCGUCAUAUGGCAUCACUUGCGUGGCCCAAUUGGCGGCUCGCUCCUGUUGGUCUCAUGCCUUGAAUGUUUUCUGGAGCCUGGCCAGCUACUCCGACGUGGAGGUGACCACGGAGUUGCUGAACUUCGGCCUGCACGCCUGCGAGAGGGGCCACCUGGCCCAGCAGGCCGUCGAACUUCUCCACUCCAGGUCGCCACAGCUACCCACGCCCGACCUCAAGAGCUAUCACCUCGCGCUGCGCGCGAUCGGCCUUGACUCCGCCAGGAGUUCGGAACGGCUCGAGGACGUGGAGCCCGGCUGGCCUCGAGCCGUAGCACUACUCGAGGACGGGCGGCCGGUCUGGGUGGAGGGCCAGUGCCCCACACGAUCCGCGGCGCGGGGUGGAGGCCCAUCAGCUGGACCUUUCACAACUUGGCGGGCGCGUGUGCCCGAAACCACGCUUGGGCCAAAGCCGCCGAGGUGUUGA
Durusdinium trenchii is the source of this 573-nucleotide messenger RNA. The record is from the annotation of a GenBank genome assembly. Lineage: Eukaryota; Dinophyceae; Suessiales; Symbiodiniaceae.